AUGCCGCCUCCACAGCUCGUCUUCUCCUACCUGGAGCUGCGCGAGCUGCGGAGCUGCGCGCUCGUCUGCAAGCUCUGGCACCGCGUCCUGCACGGCGACGAGAACAGCGAGGUGUGGCGCAGCCUGGCCGCCCGCUGCCUGGCCGAGGAGGCGCUGCGCACCGACAUCCUCUGCAACGUGCCCACCUACAAGGGCAAGGUGCGAGCCUUCCACCACGCCUUCAGCACCAACGACUGCUCCCGCAACGUCUACAUCAAGAAGAACGGCUUCACGCUGCACCGCAACCCCAUCGCGCAGAGCACCGACGGCGCCCGCGCCAAGAUCGGCUUCAGCGAGGGCCGCCACGCCUGGGAGGUGUGGUGGGAAGGGCCCCUCGGCACCGUGGCCGUCAUCGGCAUCGCCACCAAGCGCGCCGCCAUGCAGUGCCAGGGCUACGUGGCGCUGCUGGGCAGCGACGACCAGAGCUGGGGCUGGAACUUGGUGGACAAUAACUUGCUGCACAACGGCGAGGUCAACGGCAGCUUCCCGCAGUGCAACAACGCGCCCAAGUACCAGAUAGGCGAGCGGAUUCGCGUGAUCCUGGACAUGGAAGACAAGACGUUAGCGUUCGAGAGGGGCUAUGAAUUCCUGGGAGUUGCCUUCAGAGGACUACCAAAAGUUUGCCUGUAUCCCGCGGUGUCGGCCGUGUAUGGUAACACAGAAGUGACUUUGGUCUACCUGGGAAAACCUCUGGAUGGAUGAUGCGGAUUGCACCGUUGGGACCUCAAGGUGUGGAUGUGGAGGAGAAAUCUGCUUGUGGGUUAGAGGGAAGAGAGAACUAAAGGGGGAAAAAAAGCAAAGUGUGGGUGUGCGUCCGAGAACCAUCAAGGAAACUAUACAGGAUUUCGCAAUGGAGGACCAGCCAUACUUCAGGAAUUGUGUUACAUUUCCUCUUUCUACCAGGCCAGACAUAUCCUCAGGGUUGCAGUUGGUUUAGUGGGAAGCUGACACAUGCAUGUUGCAACAGAUGUCAUUGCUAAGAUGGCAGCGCGCGACCUCAAAUAUUUAAGGAAGAAUUUGAUAUAAAACUGCUUGAGGAAUUUAACCUGAGAUGUGUAAGUAGCGUGUUUUGUGAAAGACUCCCAUUUUAAAACUGCUUGUUCCUUCCCUUCCCUCCUUUGGACCGGCCUAGGUACCAGAGGAGCAUAAGUCUGGUUGGGUUUUAUUUACAAUUUUUAAUACACUGAGAAGCAUGGUCUGUCUGGACUGCCCUUCUCUAGUAGAACGAUAUAAAACGUGUGCAGCUAUUUUUAAGUGUAUUUUAAAGGUUGUAUAUAUAUAUAAGACGUUGAAA
Messenger RNA from Tinamus guttatus (white-throated tinamou), 1333 nucleotides. RefSeq names its product F-box protein 45 (gene FBXO45). Gene Ontology annotation, molecular function: protein binding. Gene Ontology annotation, biological process: synapse assembly involved in innervation; proteasome-mediated ubiquitin-dependent protein catabolic process. The record is from RefSeq and is a predicted model, not a curated record. Lineage: Eukaryota; Metazoa; Chordata; Aves; Tinamiformes; Tinamidae. Gene Ontology annotation, cellular component: synapse; SCF ubiquitin ligase complex.